This is a messenger RNA of Bufo gargarizans (Asiatic toad), 2374 nucleotides long. It is a transcript of the gene ME3, whose product is annotated as malic enzyme 3. Gene Ontology annotation, biological process: malate metabolic process; pyruvate metabolic process. The coding region runs from base 109 to 1962 and encodes 617 amino acids. Gene Ontology annotation, cellular component: mitochondrion. NCBI's taxonomy places the organism in Eukaryota, Metazoa, Chordata, Amphibia, Anura, Bufonidae. The transcript is spliced from 15 exons. Gene Ontology annotation, molecular function: malate dehydrogenase (decarboxylating) (NADP+) activity; NAD binding; malate dehydrogenase (decarboxylating) (NAD+) activity. The record is from RefSeq and is a predicted model, not a curated record.
AAAAAAAAGCAGCCUUGUUCUGUGCCCUAAUACAGAGCAGUGCACUUUAACUCCUGCCUUGCUGAGUGCAGCUGCUGCUGGUCCCUGCAGAGAGCCUGGAGACAAAAGAUGAACAGCUUGAUCGUUAAACACACAAUGUCCGUCGGAAGCCGCGUUUCCAGGUGCGCCCUGAGAAUGGGAUCACGGCUUCUGCCUCUCAGAGAUCCUCACAGAGCUACAUGGGAGCUGGUGAGGGUGUGCCACUCGGGGCCUGCUGCUGUGCAUCCAGACAUGACCCCAACCAUCAAAAAGAGGGGCUAUGACAUCACCAGGAACCCCCAACUCAAUAAGGGCAUGGCUUUUAGUCUUGAAGAAAGGCUGCAGCUCGGUAUUCAUGGCCUUCUACCUCCAUGUUUCCUAAGUCAAGACGUACAAGUGCUCAGAGUCUUGAAAAGUUACGAAACCAAGUCCAGCGAUCUAGACAAAUAUAUCAUCCUUAUGACCUUACAAGACAGGAAUGAGAAGCUGUUCUAUCGCGUGCUGACUUCAGAUAUUGAGCGCUUCAUGCCCAUAGUAUACACCCCCACUGUGGGUCUGGCAUGUCAGCAGUACGGCUUGGCUUUCCGGAGACCACGCGGCCUGUUCAUAACCAUCCAUGACAAAGGACAUAUUGCAAACAUGCUGAAUUCUUGGCCAGAAGAAGAUAUAAAGGCAAUUGUGGUGACGGAUGGGGAGCGCAUUCUAGGACUUGGUGACCUAGGAAGUUAUGGGAUGGGGAUUCCCGUGGGGAAGCUGGCCCUCUACACCGCCUGCGGGGGAGUACACCCACAGCAGUGUCUGCCUGUAUUGCUGGAUGUUGGCACUGACAAUGAGACCCUCCUGAAUGACCCCUUAUAUAUUGGACUGAAACAUAAAAGGGUUCGUGGGAAACAAUACGACGAGUUGAUUGAUGAGUUCAUGCAGGCUGUGACCAACAAAUAUGGAAUGAAUUGCUUGAUACAGUUUGAAGAUUUUGCAAAUUCCAAUGCCUUCCGGCUGCUCAACAAAUACCGCAAUAAAUAUUGCACCUUCAAUGAUGAUAUUCAAGGAACGGCAUCGGUGGCUGUGGCCGGUCUUCUGGCUGCUCUCAGGAUUACAAAGAACAAGCUGUCCGACCAUAAGUUUGUCUUCCAAGGAGCUGGGGAGGCUGCCAUGGGAAUAGCACAUCUCAUCACCAUGGCCAUGGAGAAAGAAGGCAUUCCUAGAGAAGAGGCGAUCAAGAAAAUCUGGAUGGUUGAUUCAAAGGGACUUAUAGUGAAGGGACGAGGAAACCUGAAUCAUGAAAAAGAGAUGUUUGCUCAAGAUCACCCUCCAGUGAAGACUUUAGAAGAUGCUGUGGAGAUAUUAAAACCUACAUCAAUUAUAGGUGUUGCUGCUAUCGGAGGGGCAUUUACAGAAAAGAUACUGAAAAACAUGGCUGCUUUCAAUGAACGACCAAUUAUAUUUGCACUAAGUAAUCCGACCAGCAAAGCAGAGUGUACGGCAGAGCAGUGCUAUCAGCUGACAGAGGGUCGUGGUAUUUUUGCCAGUGGAAGUCCGUUCUCUAAGGUGACUCUUCCAAAUGGUCAGACCUUCUACCCUGGUCAAGGAAAUAACGCUUAUGUCUUUCCUGGCGUGGCUCUGGGGAUCAUCGCAUGUGGCGUCCGACAUAUCUCUGAAGACAUCUUCCUGGCCACAGCAGAGGCUAUUGCUGAAGAUGUGACUGUAGAAAAUCUAGCCGAGGGCAGAUUGUAUCCUCCACUGAGUUCCAUAAGGGAAGUGUCCUUCAAAAUUGCUGUCAAGAUUGUCGACUAUGCCUACAAGAAUAACUUGGCUUCCUGGUAUCCAGAACCCCAGGACAAGGAUGCAUUUGUGAGAUCCUUGGUCUACAGCCCAGAAUAUGACUCCUUCACCAUAGAAAACUACCAAUGGCCAGAGAACGCCAUGCAGAUACAAGACGUCUAGCCUGCACCCUCUGUUGGUCAUUGCAAUGGUGCACUGUUAAACACUCCACUGGGAGGACUCAAAGAAACAAGAGCAUAUCACAUAAUCAGUAAACCAUGAAAGAACCGUCACCUGGAAUACAAUGAAUGUACAAGAAGCUUACCCUUACCAAGUCGUCACCUGAUCAGCAGGUUUAAUGAUAAUCCAUUAUGCCGUAUAACAUGUCUAUAAAGUUCCACCAUACCUUAAGGGGCACCAGCCUUAUUCUGGGGAUUUGAAGCUAGAGUCCAUUAACCGUUAUAUGCAAAUUAUCACCAAAUUGUCACAAACAACCGAGACCAGGGUACUAACCUUGGAGUGAACAGGAUCUCCAGAAUCCUAGCUGAGCCAAGUUAUCCUGAAGGCUAGGUCUACAUUCAUUGGCCGUGCCAAA